Messenger RNA from Lemur catta (Ring-tailed lemur), 3789 nucleotides. It is a transcript of the gene TOR4A, whose product is annotated as torsin family 4 member A. Gene Ontology annotation, molecular function: ATP binding; ATP hydrolysis activity. Lineage: Eukaryota; Metazoa; Chordata; Mammalia; Primates; Lemuridae. The record is from RefSeq and is a predicted model, not a curated record. Bases 221 to 1492 code for a protein of 423 amino acids. The transcript has 2 exons. Gene Ontology annotation, cellular component: nuclear envelope; endoplasmic reticulum lumen.
ACCUACCCAGAGCUUCCUCUGCUCCGAUGCUCCCUGGGGACCCACAGGUGCUGCUGCCCCCUCCAGGCCUGAGCUGGCCCAGGAGGCCAGUGACAGCCUCCCAGGGAGCUUGGCAUUUCCUGCUUCAAGAGCGACAGUCUGGUGCGGGCAGGGGUCAGUGGAGCUGGGGGAGCAGCUGCUGCAGGGAGGGCGACCUGCAUGCUGAGCGCGCUCCUGCGCCAUGGACCGCUGCCAGCCCAGCCUGGAACCCGCGGCCGUGGCCCCCGGAGCCUCGGGCCCGAGUGUGAUCGCGCCCGUGCGCGCCGUGCUCCGCCUGCGCCGCCGGGUGUGCGUCCUGCGCCAGCGGCGCCUCCUGCUGCCCGGCACAGGGCCCGACGCCGGGACCCGGGCGCCCAGGCUGGGAGGCAGCUCUGGGGCGUCGCGGGCGAACCUGGACCAGCCACAGUUCUUCACCUUCGAUGGCCCAGCCGAGCUGUCCUCGAGGACGCCGCGCAAGAGGCGCCGGCGCAGCCGCGUGGUGCUUUACCCGGAGACCUCACGCAAAUGCCGGCCGCGCGUGGAGCGCAGGAGCCGCGCGCAGCGCUGCCUGUUGCUGCUCGUGGCCAUCGUGGGCUUCCAGGUACUCAACGCCAUCGAGAACCUGGACGAUAAUGCACAGCGCUACGACCUCGACGGGCUGGAGAAGACACUGCAGCGCACCGUGUUUGGCCAGCCAGCUGCAGUGGGGCGCAUCGUGGCGCUGAUGCGAGACUACCUGGCCACGCACGUGCACAGUCGUCCGCUCCUCCUGGCGCUGCACGGGCCCAGCGGCGUGGGCAAGAGCCAUGUGGGCCGCCUGCUGGCACGCCACUUCCGUGCUGUGCUGGAGGACGGCGCGCUGGUGCUGCAGUACCACGCGCAGCACCACUGCCCCGAGCCCCGCGCCCCGCAGGACUGCCGCGAGGAGCUGGCGCGGCGCGUGGCUGACGUGGUGUCGCGGGCCGAGGCGGAGGAGAAGACCCCACUCUUGGUGCUGGACGAGGUGGAGCUCAUGCCACCGGCGCUGCUGGACGAGCUUCACAGCUUCCUGCAACCGCAGCGCUCCCACCACUUCCACAACGCCAUCUACGUGCUCCUCAGUGGCGCUGGUGGCGCCGAGAUCACGCACUUCGUGCUCCAGAACGCGUCCCGCGCGCUGUCCCUGCGCCCCGAGGGGGCCGGCGGGGCCCGGGCUGCGGAGGCACAGGCCGAAGAGGACCUGCGCACCAGCCUGCGAGCGCUCUUGGCACGCGAGCACCCGCUGUGGCAGGCCGCGGCCAUCGUGCCCUUCCUGCUGCUGGACAAGCGGGACGUGGUCAGCUGCUUCCGCGACGAGAUGGCCGGCGAGGGCUUCUUUCCGGAGCAGGCCCGCGCCGAGCGCCUGGCCACGCAGCUCAGCUACUACCGGGUUGCCGGCCGUGAGUUUGCGGUCACUGGCUGCAAGCAGGUGGUGGCCAAGGUGAACCUCUUGUAGCCUAGGCACAGGCACUGUGGACCAGCCCGCGUGAGCGGACGUUUGGGUGGAUGGUGGGAGUAGGAGGGCGGUCGAGAACCCUGUGGGCUUGUCCCAGGCCCCCGGGUCCCCUAAUAAAUUCACAGUGGGAGCUAAGGAGGCUGGUGGGGGUGGGCCAGCCGUGCGCUCUCCAGUUCCACUCCCACACCCCUUCAGAGCCCUGCGUCUGUCCCUGGGGUCGUCAGGAGAGCUGCCACUUUCCCGUCCUUGACUUGGCCACGGUCCUCAGCAGCGGGUCCCAGACAUGGCCUGGCUGUUGUCGGGCAGCCCGGGGAGGUGGGCAGUCUGUUCCCAUGGUACGAGGAGAGUCUGGGGUACAGGCAGCUCCCAGCAUCACACAAUGGGGAUGUGAACCCCGGCUUUAGGCUUCAGGGAGGUUGCGACAGCUUCCCGCCCACACGCACUCAGUGCCGGGGUGGGGACUUCACCCCUGCUACCCUACCCUUUCCUGGCCACUGGCUCUGGAGAUGACACCCAGUGGAGUCGCAGCCAACGAUGGCGACAGUGACAGUGCUCCGGGGUCCUCACCCUUGGCUCCGCCCACCCCGUGCUCUGAGGCUCGCAUUGCUUGACUGGAAGCAGAGAGGAGGCCACGCAGCCUCUCCCCUCCCCCUAGACGCCCGCCCUGAGCCUGGCGCCUCCAGGUCGGGCUCACCAGAUGAUCGUGUGCGCCUGGGGUCAGGGGGGAGGAGCGCAGGCCUCUGUGCACUCUCCGCCUGACACUGUGAGCCGUCUGGUCACCCGGUUGCGUGCCCCUCCAACCCCGCGCCUCUAUAGACUGUCGUGUCCCAAGUUCUGCCCCCGCCGCGCCCUCGGCACAGAGCGCCCUCCCCGAGCCUGGGCGCCUGGGCGGCCUAGACCUCCCGGGCUCCGCCUCCGGGAAGCCCUCCCGGACUCCUCUCGCAGCUGGGCUCUCCGCGCCAACGGAAGUUUUAGUGAAAGGAGCUUUGGGCGCUUUUUGCGCAGUGGCUUCCCAGGGGCCGCGGUCGCCUGGGGAGGGUCCUCACCUCCAUCCGAAGCCCGGGCGGCCUCAAUGCUGCCGCCUCGUGGCCGAGCCCGGCUCAGCCCCGGGAGCUGCCGAGGCGGUGGCCUUUGCGGUCGCGCGGGGGCGGGGCGCUGCGGGCCGGGCCGCCCGCGUCCUCCGUCCCCGCCACCCCCGCCGCCUGCCCGCCGACGGUCCCCGCCGAGGCCCGCCCGGGAGGAGCGCGCCGUCCAGCGGGUGUGAAACAGGCGCAACAUCCUAAAAGUGGGGCCGGCGCGGAGCGGUUUCGCGCCGGCGGUGGGUGGAGGAGCGGGGCGGCCGGAGGCGGCGCCCGGACCCCGGAGCGCACACGCGAGUGAGCUGCGCGCACGCGUCCCCCGCGCCAUCGCUGAACUCAGUCGGACCCCUGCCCUUGGAGACCUGCUCUGCGACCGCGGUCGCCAGCACUGGUGUCCCUAGAACGGCUCUCCCCGCGUACCCGUUCUCGCCCUGGUGCUGGUCUGUGCACCUGGGCGAGGUCUGUGCCGUGGAGCCCGCGAUCCGGGUCGCUGGACAGUUGGGAUCGCCUGGGCAGAUGCAGCGCAGAGAUCCUGGGCCUAGCUUGGAACGGUGCGGGUGAGGGUUGUCGCAUCCUGCCCAGAUAGGCCUGAGGAAUCUGGGGGCUCUCAGGGGUCUGGGGCAGGAGUCUGGGUUCCGGGUGGUACCAAGCAACUUUUGCCCCCUUGGGGUUGGGCAGGGUGGAUGCCAGCUCUUGGGGCCGAGAGCUGCGUUUCAGCCCAGCUCUGUCCACCCUGACCCCACUUGCUGGGUGCCUGGGGAAGGAGCCCCCCUUCCCUCCCCAAUAUCUGUCCGCUGAGCCUGCACUGGGGGUGUCCUGCUCUGCUGCCCCCAGGCUUUGUGUUGAUGCUUCAAGGUUGUGUGUAACAGACUGAGAGAGCUGCUGAGUGGGAGCUGAGUUUGCCAGCACAGCAUGGGUGAUGUUGGGGUCACUCCCCACAGAGGGCCCCAGGGACUAUCACCUCCCCCUCCCACAGAGCACUGCCUUGAGGGGUGUCCUGCCCAGCCCAGCACAGGACAGUCAUUCCCCCACCCACCUGGCAUCUACUUGUAUCUGAAGUCUAAACCUAUGGGGAAUUUUAUCUUUCUAUUUAUUUCUAAAAUACUACAUUGAGGCCAAUUUUGUGCUUAGGAAGAAUGUGUGCUGAGUGCUGGGGGGCUGGUUGUGUAUGAGGCCAAUAAGUCGCCCUUGUUAAUAAAUCGUGCUGUUCAAAUCUGA